AUGGAAUCUUUCGUCCACGAACUACCAGAAUGGUUCAAAUGGGACCCGCCGACAAAGGCUGACACGACAACAACUCAACUACCAGACGAAGAUUUUAACAUAAACGACGAGAACGUGCAAUAUUUAGAUGAAUCGUACAUAAACUUACAUAAAGAGGAAAUUCGAAGGCCUCCCAAGGAGACCAAGUUUGAAAGGUCGGGCCCGGAUAACAGAAUGCCGUCUGUUGGGGAAGUUUUGUUCGUAGUUCGACAUGCAGCAUUUGAAGGUGGCAGCCUUCGACUGACGUGUAUAGCUAGUAUAUACAACCUGUAUGCAUCGAGGGCGGAACUCAUCUUCGAUAUGGAACAGCCAGAAGUUGCGUCUGUGUUGGGCGUUCGGAAUAAUGCUAAAGAGUCAUCAAUCUCGCGCAUUGUUCUGUUAUCGAUAGUAAUUUUGCUCUACAACACUCGGUAG
This is a messenger RNA of Pieris macdunnoughi, 453 nucleotides long. The record is from the annotation of a GenBank genome assembly. Lineage: Eukaryota; Metazoa; Arthropoda; Insecta; Lepidoptera; Pieridae.